CAGGGCACUAUAUUUGUAUGUGUCUUGAAGAACCCACGCUUAGAAAUGCUGACAGCAGGCUUCAGGACAGCUGAGCCCCACUAGACACCAAGAAAACCCAUGGCUCUGGCUGCACCUUUCAACAUGACCAAUCCACAGCCUGCCAUAGAAGGAGGAAUUUCCGAAGUAGAGAUCAUCUCCCAACAAGUAGACGAAGAAACCAAGAGCAUUGCUCCUGUGCAGCUGGUGAACUUUGCCUAUCGGGACUUGCCCCUGGCUGCUGUUGACCUCUCCACGGCGGGCUCACAGCUCCUGUCAAAUCUGGACGAAGAUUACCAAAGAGAAGGGUCUAACUGGCUGAAGCCGUGCUGUGGGAAGAGAGCAGCCGUGUGGCAGGUAUUUUUGCUCAGUGCAAGUGUCAACAGUUUCCUGGUAGCCUGUGUAAUAUUGGUGGUGAUUCUCCUGACUCUGGAACUUCUAAUAGAUAUAAAGCUUCUCCAGUUUUCCAGUGCUUUCCAGUUUGCUGGUGUAAUUCACUGGAUCAGUCUGGUCAUUCUGUCUGUGUUCUUCUCAGAGACAGUUCUACGGAUUGUGGUACUUGGGAUCUGGGAUUACAUCGAAAACAAAAUAGAGGUGUUUGACGGGGCCGUGAUCAUCCUGUCCUUGGCCCCGAUGGUGGCAUCCACUGUGGCCAACGGGCCCAGGAGCCCCUGGGACGCCAUCAGCCUCAUCAUCAUGCUCCGGAUCUGGCGGGUGAAGAGGGUCAUUGACGCCUACGUCCUGCCAGUGAAGGUGGAGAUGGAGAUGGUUAUCCAGCAGUAUGAGAAGGCCAAGGUCAUCCAAGAUGAGCAGCUGGAGAGAUUGACACAGAUCUGUCAGGAGCAAGGGUUUGAGAUCCGGCAGCUGCGCGCGCACCUGGCGCAGCAGGACCUGGACCUGGCGGCGGAGCGCGAGGCGGCGCUGCAGGCNNUGCAUCUUCUUUCAGAGGGAACCUUCUCGUCCCCCACACUGCUGCAGCGUCCAGAGAAGCCGCCACGGGGGUGUGCCCGGCCAGCCUGCUCUGUGCCAGCCCUCUGCCAGCGGGAAGUACCAGGGAGUGUGGGUGAGGCCUAUGACCUGGCCACAGUCUUCUGUCCAGUCCAGCCUGAUGGGAUAUGGGAAACCCCCCACCAUGUGGGGAGCUCAGCAAAAUGUGGCGCCUGCCCUCAAAGACUCUGGGGCCCCUCUGUGGGUGGGGACAGAACUGCAGCCCAAGUGGUCAGUUCUGGAAGAAGAGAAUCAGCAGGCCUGAGUGGCACAGAGAGCAGCUUAGAGGAACAGGCGAGCGUCCUCAAAUAUGUAGCCAACGCAGGGUCCUAUCAUGACAGCAUAUCCCUAAACAGACAGAACCUGGACUCGGAUGCCUUUAGCAAGUUGACAUUUGCCCGGGAUGCUGAGUCCUUGGGGGGGCCACACAAGCACAGGGAACUGACCACCUACUGUGUGCAGGAACUGUGCAUGUGGUGGGGAUCCUGUACGCAUGGAUGUCUGGAGCCCUCCGAUGGGCCAGGGACCAUCCUCAAUGAUGCAUCAGCCCCUGCUGCUGGCUGUGUGUUCCCACGAAUGGGAUUUCAAGGUCUCUGCGCUGAGGGCAGCACUUCCAAAGCUGCAGUGAAAGAUGACAUGAAUAGCUACAUCAGUCAGUACUACAAUGGGCCCAGCAGUGACAGCGGUGUCCCAGAGCCAGGUGUGUGUGUGGUCACCACGGCCGCCAUAGACGUCCACCAGCCCAAUAUCUCCUCCGACCUCUUCUCGCUCGACGUGCCCCCGAAGCCAGGUGGCAACGGCACCUGCGCCAGCGCCACCUCGGAGAGCGCCUCCCGCUCCACCCGCAGCUCUGUCACCCGCGCCCAGAGCGACAGCAGCCAGACGCUGGGCUCCUCCACGGACUGCAGCACCGCUCGCGAGGAGCCGUCCUCUGAGACCGGCCCCUGUCCCCUGCCACCGCCACCGCCACCCCAGCAGCAGGUGGUGGAGGCCACAGUCCAGGACCUGCUGUCCUCCCUGUCGGAGGACCCCUGCCCAUCCCAGAGGGCCUUGGACCCAGCCCCACUCGCCCGGCCCAGCCCAGCGGGCUCGGCCGAAACCAGCCCCGAGCUGGAGCACAGGGUAAGUCUGUUCAACCAGAAGAACCAGGAGGGCUUCACUGUCUUUCAGAUCAGGCCUGUCAUCCACUUCCAGCCCGCCGCACCCAUGCUGGAGGAGAAGUUCAGAUCUUUGGAAUCCAAAGAGCAGAAGUUGCACAGUGUCCCUGAGGCCUAGAGCCCCUGGGAAGUGGUGGGGAGGGGACAGUGGGGAGGAGGGGAGACAGCCAUCUUGAAGCUCUCCUGGGACCCUGGAGGCUGCCAAGGGCCACACGCGGGGCCCAGGAGCCCGCCUGACCUCCCUCAGGGUGCUGCCUGCCUCCAGGGAGGUGACGCCAGGCCAGAAGGCCACAAGCCUCAGACCUCAAAGCCCAGAGCUGGCGCCUCCUCUCGCCCUGCUCAGGGGAGGGUGGUGCUCGUGGCUGGGUUUUCUUUUUAACAGUUUUUACAACAACCAGCCCGCGGCCCAGCUUCGGCAGGGUGGAGUGUGGGGGGCCAGCUCAGCCUCUUCCGUUGCCUUCGUUCCUGACGCCCACCCCGGACCCUCGGGAACAGCACUGUGAGCAGGGGCUGCCCAGCCCCACCCCGAGCCGUCUUUCCCAGGAAUCCUGGUGGAGCCGACACAACCACACGGAGACACCGUCUGAGCCUCCUUCGUCCGUCCUCAUUCUCUCAUUCCGGCAUGAGCGUUUCUGAGUCUUUUCAAGACACAUCUCCUUUUCACCUUUACAGGACAUACGGGAUGGAGGUGGGUGGGGGGCAGGGGGACAGCCAUUUUCCAACCUUGGCUUUAAUAAUAAAAACCAGCUGCACUGAGA
Messenger RNA from Carlito syrichta (Philippine tarsier), 2920 nucleotides. RefSeq names its product transmembrane protein 266 (gene TMEM266). Gene Ontology annotation, molecular function: voltage-gated channel activity. NCBI's taxonomy places the organism in Eukaryota, Metazoa, Chordata, Mammalia, Primates, Tarsiidae. The record is from RefSeq and is a predicted model, not a curated record. The coding region runs from base 100 to 2280 and encodes 726 amino acids. Gene Ontology annotation, cellular component: plasma membrane. The transcript has 15 exons.